AUGAACGCUCCCGCUCUCCUUGUCCCCCUCCUUUUCCUUUACCUCGACGUAUUGCACAGCUUUACAACCAACAGGGCGGUCUUUCCAAGGAGUCCCUUCCCCUUGUUCUCGUCACCGAACAGAAAGAAAGCCGCACCUGAACAACUCCCCCAGGGGAAGGUUAAGAAAUUGAAGGAAAAAAAGAAGAAAAAAAAAAAUAGCGCUCUGGAAAGGCUGCUCCGCGAGCAUGCGGAGAAGGUGGAAAAGGUGGAAAAAGUGGAGACGCUGCAGAAGCUGGAGAAGAGAGACGUGUCGGACAACCCCAGUGUAGACGUCGACAAGGAGAUUCUUCAAGGUAAGAGAGUACCAAGGCUAAGGAUUAAAAACACUAAUAAUCAUAUAUAUGCGACGGUGGUGGAUGACUACAGGAGACAUAUACUCUGCUUCUCCUGUUCGCGAGAUCCAAACUUAUCUAGUGUGUUAGGCACGUACAGAAAAAAGACAACCAACCGAGUCGUGAAUAAUGGGAGGACUAUUAAAUCCGGGUGGGAAAUUGGGAAGGACAUCGCAAGGAAAGCCUUAAAUAAAGGCAUUUUUAAGGUGAAAUUUGAUAGAGGCAAGUUUAAGUACGCCGGGAAGGUGGAGGCCUUAGCUGAGGGGGCCCGCGCCGUGGGGUUACAGCUGUGA
Messenger RNA from Plasmodium inui San Antonio 1, 666 nucleotides. RefSeq lists its product as hypothetical. Gene Ontology annotation, cellular component: ribosome. The record is from RefSeq and is a predicted model, not a curated record. Gene Ontology annotation, molecular function: structural constituent of ribosome; 5S rRNA binding. Gene Ontology annotation, biological process: translation. The transcript is spliced from 2 exons. Bases 1 to 666 code for a protein of 221 amino acids. Lineage: Eukaryota; Apicomplexa; Aconoidasida; Haemosporida; Plasmodiidae.